CGUCGGAGCGUAGUGCGUGCGUUUUUUCGCUGCUAGUCGGAAAAAGGGUUUCCGAUUCUUUUUCCGCCACAGUUAUUGCCUCUGCGACGCGUAGUGUUCCUGCUCGGCGGCGGUGUGAGGAAGGCACAAAUCCAUCCGAAAACUGUGCUACGCAAGAUUUUUCUCUCCUCAAACACACACUCGUCGACAUCGUCACGCGCGGCGGCCAUCCCGGGUGUGCGGGAAGAAGACACGGGCGAAUCUUGGCAAAUAAAAGUCACCAUCCGCGGCAACCUUUGCGACGGUGUCGUCAACGGAAGCGAACUAGGCUAGGCAAGGGAACGAGAAGCUAGUUCCGGAAAAGAGCACAAGUUUUCGAAGGAACGCGUGUGUGAUACGUAUUGCCGUGAACGUGUGCGUGUGUUUGUGUGUGCGUACGUUCGCCUUGUUUUUCUUCGCCCGACAUCCAAGUAGCACGGAAACGACGACGACGACGACGAAGAAGAAGACGAAGCAACCGCAGUAGAAAUCCGUGCCGCCAUAGCAUCGGCAUUAUUACGAGCAGCGAAUAUCGUGCGCCAAGUGUCCGCUAGAGUCGCAGAGAAGAACGGCAGAUCGAAAAGUGACGAUACUUUAGUCACUCUUCGCACCGCGCGGAACUGGACCCAUCAACAUCGUCGUCACCACCUUCCCGGUCUUAUCGGUCGCAUUGAGAGAAUCGCAACGGGGAAUCGAAUCGAUCCAAAAUGUCGGACCUAGAGUUAUCAAACAUAGAUCAUCUGAUCGCGAUGCUUUUAGAAGUUCGCGGUGCGAGACCAGGAAAAAAUGUUCAGCUGUCAGAGACGGACAUACGGCUGCUAUGCCUGAAGUCGAGGGAAAUUUUCCUCUCGCAGCCGAUACUGCUCGAGCUGGAGGCACCGUUGAAAAUUUGCGGCGAUAUCCAUGGCCAAUAUUAUGACUUGCUACGUUUGUUCGAGUAUGGCAGCUUCCCGCCAGAAUCGAACUACCUGUUCUUGGGGGACUACGUCGAUCGAGGCAAACAGUCCCUGGAGACGAUCUGCCUGCUUUUGGCGUACAAGAUUAAGUAUCCGGAAAACUUUUUCUUGCUUCGCGGGAACCACGAGUGCGCCAGCAUCAACAGAAUAUAUGGCUUCUACGAUGAGUGCAAACGGCGUUACAAUAUCAAGAUGUGGAAGACGUUCACCGAUUGCUUCAACUGUCUGCCGGUGGCGGCCAUCGUGGAUGAGAAGAUUUUCUGCUGUCACGGCGGGCUGAGCCCCGACUUGCAGUCGAUGGAACAGAUCCGCCGCAUCAUGCGGCCGACGGACGUACCGGACCAGGGCCUGCUGUGCGAUCUUCUGUGGUCCGACCCGGACAAGGAUACAAACGGCUACGGCGAGAACGAUCGUGGCGUGAGCUUCACUUUUGGCGUAGAUAUCGUCGGCAAAUUUUUAACCAAGCAUGACUUUGAUCUUAUCUGCCGCGCGCAUCAGGUGGUCGAAGACGGGUACGAGUUCUUCGCCAAGCGCCAACUGGUAACACUCUUCUCCGCUCCCAACUACUGCGGAGAGUUCGACAAUGCCGGUGCAAUGAUGUCCGUCGACGACACGUUGAUGUGCUCGUUCCAAAUCCUGAAGCCAGCCGAUAAACGUAAGUUCCAAUACGGUGGCCUCAACUCCGGACGGCCUGUUACACCACCGCGGAGCUAUAGUAAAAACAAGAAGAAAUAAUUUAUCAAAUAGUUCUACAAGCAAAUAUUUCACAAUACUACAACUAUUGCUACUACAUUACUUCUAUUCACGUACUACCAAAUUGUGCGGCAUCCAUUAUCUGUUCCGUUUGAACCUCUCCCUAUCCGGGCUCCCUCCGACCCUCCCUUCCGGGGACAACUCCCGGAAACUGUCCAACGCUUCCCAACCGUUCCUACCGUCCCCAGUUUCCCGACCCUUUUAAAUCAUUCAAAAAUUUUAUAAGCAAAACUCCGAUCGACUGACAGUCCGAUAUAUGUACGGGCGGGCGUGUAAAGAGUCGCGCGAUGGAUCAAGAGCUAGAAAGAGAGUGAGUCAGGGCUAUUGAGUGAGCUGAAGUGUAACAGAUAGAGGCCGAAUGAAAGCAAAUCCCUCCCGGAAUCAAAUCAAUCAAUCCACAUCUUGAGGAUUCUCACGUACUCACGUCGUACCACCACAACAUAUGGCCGUACCCCCGGGAUCGAGGGCUGCAGAUAAGACUGCAGGUUACAACACAGACGAAAGAAGCAAGUGCCGUGGCGCGCGCACACGCGCGAGGAUCACCGCAAACCGUAAUGGGGGCGCCUCGAUGUGUCUCUAGGAACGAACAGCAUGCCUAUGCUAAUCGCAGCACGGCGGCGCCAGCAUCAUCGCGAUGCUGAGGCAGCGCAAAGGCGAUUCUUGACUGUAGUUUAAUUAGAAGAGGACACUACACUACAGCUGCGUGCAGCGUGUGCAGUGAAGCGAGAAAAUAAACAAACGACGACGAGUGCACAUGCAACGCCAACAACAACAGCACAUGAUAACAGCAAGCCUCGUGGGAGGUUGGUCGGCUGAUAGAAGCGUGUGCGAGAUAGAAUUGCUGAUGAUUGCACAGUUACAGUACCCAGGCAUAGGCUACAUACACUUAAUACACCGACAUACACCCCAUACACUCUCCUUCCCUGACUUGUUGACGUGCAUUGGGACACUAAAUGAAAGCAUAACAAUCUUUUUGAUUACGAUAAUUACCGCGAAAGCACCAGUAACGCAGCUGAUCAAGCAGAGUGGCGUGCACGAGCCUGCGCCGUUGCUCUCUACUCUGGGUAACGCCAGAGUCCAUCUCUGACGAUCUGACAGAGUCUGUUUCGGAUAGAUACACAGUGCAAAACGUGUGAGAGCCGCGCAGCGAUCGUCUCCGACCACGGGCAAGGUGGGAAAACCGAUAUCUCGAUCGAGACAGGACUCGGGUAAAGCGAAACAGAUACAGUAAACGGAGAUGGUCAGGUCGACAGACAGCUGGUUCCAGAGUACCGUAGAACCGUAUAGGAGCAAUAAGGACGUGGCGCGCGGCGCAAAGACUUCCCGUUUCCCAGCCCAAACGAUUCUUGCGUGUCCCUGGCGCUUCAUGCCCCAAUGGACCGGGGUGGGAUUCUCUAAGUUAUUUACCGCGGACGGGGUGAACCCCCAGGGGAAUGCACACACGGUACGCGGUACACUGAAAGUAAACCGUUAAACCUAGAGAGAAAGAGAAGGGCAGAGAGAAGUCUCUGGUCGGGAGAAGGGAACAGUUGGUUGAUUGGUAGUAGUGGUUGGUGGUAGUGGUAGGGACAAGCUGCGCGCCGUAAUUGAUUUAAAAGCAACCAGAAAGAACAACAACAAAAGCAAAACCACAUAAGUAAGAAUCAAAAUUCAAACAGCAUAAAUAAAACUUGUAUCGAUAAAAAACAACAACAACAAUAGAGAAAAGCGACCAUUUUAUCCAUAUUAUUUUGCAUUUUUCAAUCCGCCCCUCCAAGCAUUCACCAGGCCUUCGCCAGGUGGUUGUGUUGUGGAUGGGAUUUAAUAAAG
Molecule: messenger RNA, 3536 nt
Organism: Anopheles bellator
Lineage: Eukaryota; Metazoa; Arthropoda; Insecta; Diptera; Culicidae
Gene: Pp1-87B
Product: serine/threonine-protein phosphatase alpha-2 isoform
Exons: 6
Coding region: 726-1709 (327 amino acids)
Cellular component (GO): cytoplasm; nucleus
Molecular function (GO): protein serine/threonine phosphatase activity
Source: RefSeq, a predicted model, not a curated record